AUGAGUAUAGCGGCGCAUUGCUCGCCAUGUGGACUCGUCAAAUGCAGCCCAGCCGCGCGUGGGCUGGGCGCCGCGGGCCUUUCAGUCGCGACGGUCUCGUCAGCUCCGUCCGUUUCGCCCGCUUCGCUCCUACUGCGUGCUCGUCAAAUCGCGCCGACUGCCAGGCGAGACGCGUUCGGAGCCCGCGCAUUCGCGACUGAAUCUGCUGUUCCUCCCCGGAGACUGGCGGCGCUGUCAAGACCAAGGCGAGCCGCGACCUCAAGAACGCACGAGUCGGCCCACCGUUACAGACACCCGCUUGUGUUCUCGAUAAAAGCCCGCGCGGACACCGUGACUAUCGACGAGCCUUAUAGCGAAUCCGCGGACGCAGCGGAGGAGGGAGGGAGCAAGCCACGAGAGCAGGCGGAAAAUCUUGCGGGGACUGCGGGGGAGGCGCGCGCGGCGGAAGAAGACGCGGGGAAGGCGGCGCCGGCGCGCAGUGGAAGUAGCAGUAGCGACACCGACGGAGGCGAGAAGCUGAGCCAGGCGACUCUGAUUUGGCGCGCUGUGAAGCUGCCGAUCUACAGCGUGGCGUUGAUUCCGCUCAUGGUGCGCUCUCUCGUCAUCUUACGCCCCCCACACCCCCUCGCGUCCGUCUCGCUACUCUCGCCCCGCACGCUACUCUCGCCGCGUGCAUUCUUCGUCCACCAGGUGGGAGCGUCAGCAGCAUACCUACAGACUGGCGUUUUCCACGCGGGCAGAUUCAACUCCUUCCUCCUCUUCUCCGUCCUCGUUAUUGCGUGGCUCAAUCUAAGUAACGAUGGAUUCGAUUCUUUCACUGGCGUGGAUAAGACGAAGCCAGAGUCUGUGGUCAACCUCACGGGCAGUCGCUUCCGAGUGCUGGCAUUGGCCUUCCUCCUCCUGGGGCUGGGCCUCGCAGGGAUCUUCUCAGGCGCGGCUGCUGUUGCGGAUCCACGUGUCGGAUGGCUAUUGGCCGCCUCGAUUGCCUGUGGAUAUGUGUAUCAGUGUCCGCCUUUCCGCCUAAGCUACAAGGGAUUGGGCGAGCCCCUGUGCUUCCUGGCCUUCGGCCCCUCUGCUACCACUGCCUUCUACCUGCACCAGGCCAGCAACCCAGGUGCGCCGGCACCGGUGUCAGCAGCAGUGCUGGCAGCAUCUGUGCUGGUGGGCAUCACCACCACACUCAUUCUCUUCUGCUCGCACUUCCACCAGAUCGAUGGUGACAGAGCCAAGGGCAAGCUCUCCCCUCUGGUGCGCCUCGGCACAGCCACCGGGUGUGAAGUGGUGCGAGUGUCUGUGCUCGCGCUCUACAUCCUCUCCGCUGCUUUUGUUGCCACGGGGGUUCUCCCAUGGACCUGCCUGCUUGCUGCAGCCGCCACGCUCCCCAUCGGUCGCAUCGUGGUCAACUUUGUCUCGUCGCAUCAUCAG
Closterium sp. Naga37s-1 is the source of this 1425-nucleotide messenger RNA. NCBI's taxonomy places the organism in Eukaryota, Viridiplantae, Streptophyta, Zygnematophyceae, Desmidiales, Closteriaceae. The record is from the annotation of a GenBank genome assembly.